AUGAAAGAAAAGAUAAUUGAUACAAUUAACUCAAGGGAUACUUCAGAGGAAAAACAUGUCCAUUUCGAAGAAAGUGAGGAGGAAGAAUCCCAAACCGCAUCCAGUGAAUCUGGAGAGGCCAAAUAUGAAGAAUUUCAAAGAAAGAAGAAAAGGUCAUCAACGUUGCCAAACCCAAACGUUAAAAUGAAUUUAUCUGGUGAAGUACAAUUAAUACUUCACAACAAGGGCACUUGCAAACCGUGCGCAUUUGUUUAUAACAAGAAGAAGACUUGCCGAAACGGACUAAGUUGUGGGUUUUGCCACCAUGAAGACCACGCCUUGUGUACGCUCAAGAGGUGGAAGAAACAGCAGAAACUAGCUUCGUUUGUGAGAAUAUUAAUUUUUCAAUUUAAAUUUUCUAUUAUAUUUUGUAAAAUAAAUUAUAGAAUUAAUAAAAUGAGUGAAAAUUCAGUUGAAAAUGAACCUGGAGAUGAAAGGUUCAAAUUAAAGGCUAGAUUCAGGAAAAAGAAGGAAAAAACAUUCGAAAAGGAUGAAAGAUUUAAUAAAGUAUUUAAAGAAGAUGUAAAAUUAAAAUCUGGGCCUAAAAUUGACCCAUUUGGACGUCCAUUAGAUCAUACUUCAGUUAAGGAAAUAUAUUCAUCCUCGGAUGAGGAAGAUUUAGAAGAAGGAUUAGAACCAGUUACAACUGAAGAGAAGGAACCAAUAGAAUAUGGUGAAGAAAGUGAUCGCAUUGCAGUAAUUGGCUGUGACUGGGAUAAUAUAACAGCAGAUGACCUUUUUGUUCUCUUUGAAACUAUCUAUAGAUCAAUUAAUAAUAACAAUUUUGUCACAGCAGUUAAAAGAGCCGCUAUAUAUUUGUCAGAUAUCGGAGAAAAGAAGAUUUCAGAGGAGAAUAUAUCAGGACCCUCAAUUGAAAAUUCCACAGAAACACGUGAUGAAGAAGGUUUUAAUUUAUACAAUUUUAUGAUGAUGAAACUAGACAAGAAGCACUUAGAAAGUACCAAAAAGAACGUUCAAAUAUUAUAUAUUGUGAUUAGAUAUUAUUAUGGAGUUGUGGAAUUCAAUUCUGUGGAAAAGGCAAAAAUAUUGUAUGACGAACUUGAUGGGACAGAGGUGUCAUUUGCAAUUGAUGGAUUGGAUCUUCGUUUUGUGCCACCAAAUUUGGAGUUUCCAAGGAAACCAACAACCGAAGCAUUUAAAAUACCAAAUAACUAUCAGCCUCCAGUAGGAUCACAAUCUGCUUUAAGACACUCGAAAGUUGAGUGUAAGUGGGAUACAACCCCUGCGAAAAGAUUUAAAACACUAACAAAAAGGUUCACUGAACAAGAAUUGGCCUCUUUGGAUUUGUCAGAAUAUUUAGCCUCAGAUGACAGUGAAGAAGGUAUACCAGAUGAUGUGCCAAACUAUAAAAGAUUAUUAAAUGAAGUUGACAGAGAAUCAGAUAAGGAUGAUGAUGAAAAUCCUGAUGAAGAUAGUGAAAUAGAGGAAGAUGAGGAAGAUACUGAUAAUGAGUUGGAUGAUGAGCAUAUAUCAGCAACAGUCGGAAACUUCAAAAUUUCAUUUGGACCAAAUGUAGCAAUACCAACUGAAGAAGUUGUUGGAAAACCUGGAGAUUACAAUGGUAAAGUCAAGAAGAAUAAAUUUAAGAAUAAAAAGGUAGUUGAGGAUCAUACAAUUGAGGGACGUCACUUUGAUAUGAGAUAUUUGAAGAGUAAAAAGCAUCAAAGUCGAGUUCAACAGCCAGGAUUCCAGUCAAAUUUUGAUGAUGAGAGGCUAAAGAAAGUGUUCCAGGAUCCUAAAUUCGAAAUUGAUACAACUGACCCGAAUUAUAAAAAAACUGAAUUUAACCAAAAAUUGCUUGAACUAAAGUCUAAACGCAAAGUUAUGUCAGAAAAUAAUGCCCAGUUGUUUUUGAAGUUUCUCCUCUCGGGAGGUACACCUUCGGCAGCAAAAACACUUUUAGACCAAAUAAGUGUGGAAGAAAUGGUAUUUCAACUAGUUUCAUGCCCGUCGGAGUCUUUCAUACCAUACACCUCAGAUCCGGAAGAAGAUUCCACAACCACUGAGGCUUUAGAUGAAAAAUAUGUUGGAAAUCUAAUCAUAAGGACACUGGACUUGCUCUUGGAUAAAAGAGUAUACGAAUCCAUCUUUAAUAAUCAACAGAUUAUGGAACUGUUAAGUCAAGGAAUCUCAGAGUACAACUACUAUGCCAAGAGACUAAUUUCAAAACAUAUUAGGAAGUAUUUAGAAAAUGGCGGGAAAAACGACAAUGUGUACCGAGUGGUAUGGAAUUUGUUACUGGACAGGGAAUAUAUCGUAUUUGAGGAUUCUGCAAACGCUAUUUGUUCAAUUGUUUCCAGAUCUGGAGAAGAGGACUUUUUGAACCAGGAUAGACUGGCUUUAUUACUGAGGUGUUUAUCAGGAGAAAUGGAAGUGAAGGAGAUUGACAAGGUUACAAUGGAACUCAGGGUAUUAGAAUUUUGUACAAUGUUAGGAAAGGCAAGUCAGUACUGUUUCAAACUUUUACGUGAUAACCAAGUGUACGACCAUAUAUUUAAGCUGUAUAUGAACGAAGACGUAUUGGUUAAGCUAAACUGUUUGGAAAUUUUAGAUUCGAUGGUUCCUCUAAUUAAAAAGCUUGACUUUGAAUCAAAACCUUCGAGAGAUUUUAUGAAAGAAGCCGUGGAGCUUUUCAGUAAGAAAGAUUUAGAUGUGGAAUCAGACUUGGUAGCAGGUCCUCUGCUAAGAUUUUUCAGUACCAUAGUUUUGAUGGAUAAUGUUCUAAAGGGAGAUGAAAUUGUUUUAUUUUCUCACUGCGUGGCUGAUAACAUUUUGAACUCUACCAAAAAGAAUAUUCAGUACUACUCAUCUCUGGCCUGUUUCGGAUCACUUUUCAUCAGAGGGUAUUUAACUGAAGAAGUCUCACAGAAAUUUCUGGAAAUAGUCAAUAAUUGCACAAAUGAGGAUGUUCUGUAUUCCUGUCUAGAGUCUUUGCAGUUUGUUAGUCAGGCUGGUGAUUCAUCUAAAUCCAAAUUUGUAUUAGAAGCUUCGGCUUGCAUUGUGGCAGUUGUUUCUAGGUUUCCUUUCAGCGAAGUUAGGGAAGCGUGUUUUUGUUAUUUGAUGAAUUCUCUCGAUUACGAUGGCGUUACAGAACUUCUAAUUAAAUCAGAAAAUGACUCUCGUCUACUAAGCGCUCAGGAGAAUAAUUAUGAAACAACAUUAACCAAGAGAAAACUCAUUAAAAAGUUUCUACAUAGCGUAGAACAGUUAUAUAAGCCAGAAUCAUGUCCUAUCUCGGAUUCAACGGUUAGAUUGUUAAAGUCUGUUUAA
This is a messenger RNA of Theileria annulata, 3330 nucleotides long. RefSeq lists its product as uncharacterized. Gene Ontology annotation, biological process: rRNA processing. The transcript has 22 exons. NCBI's taxonomy places the organism in Eukaryota, Apicomplexa, Aconoidasida, Piroplasmida, Theileriidae. Bases 1 to 3330 code for a protein of 1109 amino acids. Gene Ontology annotation, cellular component: nucleus. The record is from RefSeq and is a predicted model, not a curated record. Gene Ontology annotation, molecular function: RNA binding.